UUCCGGCCUUGUGAGAGGGGUUAGCCGGCCUCCUGACAUGAAGGCCCCUGGACCCAGAGGUUGGAACCCACUGUGACACACGCAUGAUGUGGACUCUCCUUCACAUCUUCUGGCUUGCUCUGGCCUGUGGUUCUGUUCACACUACCCUGUCAAAGUCAGAUGCCAAGAAAGCUGCCUCAAAGACUCUGUUGGAGAAGACUCAGUUUUCAGAUAAACCUGUCCAAGAUCGGGGUCUGGUGGUGACAGACCUCAAAGCCGAGGAUGUGGUUCUUGAGCAUCGCAGCUACUGCUCGGCGAGGGCCCGGGAGAGAAACUUUGCUGGAGAUGUCUUGGGAUAUGUCACUCCAUGGAACAGCCAUGGCUAUGAUGUCGCCAAGGUCUUCGGAAAUAAGUUUACACAGAUCUCACCAGUCUGGCUACAGCUAAAGAGACGUGGCCGUGAGAUGUUUGAAGUCACAGGCCUCCAUGAUGUGGACCAAGGGUGGAUUCGAGCCAUCAGGAAGCAUGCCAAGGGGCUGCGCAUAGUACCUCGGCUUCUGUUUGAGGACUGGACUUAUGACGAUUUCCGGAAUGUCUUGGACAGUGAAGAUGAGAUAGAAGAGCUCAGCAAGACUGUGGUCCAGGUAGCAAAGAACCAGCAUUUUGACGGCUUUGUGGUGGAGGUCUGGAGUCAGUUGCUGAGCCAGAAGCACGUGGGCCUCAUCCACAUGCUAACCCAUGUGGCCGAGGCACUGCAUCAGGCCCGGCUGCUGGCCAUCCUGGUCAUCCCACCUGCUGUCACCCCUGGGACUGACCAGCUGGGCAUGUUCACGAACAAGGAGUUUGAACAACUGGCUCCUGUGCUAGAUGGCUUCAGCCUCAUGACCUAUGACUACUCUACAUCACAGCAGCCUGGCCCCAAUGCACCACUGUCCUGGGUUCGGGCCUGUGUCCAGGUCCUGGACCCCAAGUCCCAGUGGCGGAGCAGGAUCCUUCUGGGGCUGAACUUCUAUGGCAUGGAUUAUGCAGCCUCCAAGGAAGCCCGUGAGCCCGUCAUUGGGGCUAGGUACAUCCAAAUGCUGAAGGACCACAGGCCCCGUGUGGUGUGGGACAGCCAGGCCGAGGAGCACUUCUUUGAAUACAAGAAGAACCGUGGCGGGAGGCACCUGGUCUUCUAUCCAACUCUGAAGUCCCUACAGGUGCGGCUGGAGCUGGCCAGGGAGCUGGGCGUCGGGGUCUCCAUCUGGGAGUUGGGCCAGGGCCUGGACUACUUCUACGACCUGCUCUAGACUGGGCAGCGGCCCCCACGUGGAUAUGGACUUUUCUAAGCCAUGGAGUACCUGGUGAAAUACAGACCUCUGUUCUGUUUGCUGUGA
Molecule: messenger RNA, 1355 nt
Organism: Castor canadensis (American beaver)
Lineage: Eukaryota; Metazoa; Chordata; Mammalia; Rodentia; Castoridae
Gene: Chid1
Product: chitinase domain containing 1
Biological process (GO): carbohydrate metabolic process
Cellular component (GO): endomembrane system
Molecular function (GO): oligosaccharide binding; chitin binding
Source: RefSeq, a predicted model, not a curated record